Choloepus didactylus (southern two-toed sloth) is the source of this 3403-nucleotide messenger RNA. RefSeq names its product cerebellin 2 precursor (gene CBLN2). Lineage: Eukaryota; Metazoa; Chordata; Mammalia; Pilosa; Megalonychidae. Bases 1225 to 1899 code for a protein of 224 amino acids. The transcript has 4 exons. Gene Ontology annotation, molecular function: protein binding. The record is from RefSeq and is a predicted model, not a curated record.
GAAAUUGUCAAAGCAAAAGGCAUAGGAGUGAAAUCGGGAGGAAUAAGAAGUACAUACACUCUGUUCUCAUGAACAGCAUUGGCAGACUUAGGGUUUAUUUUUGAGUAGCCUAUCAGGAAAGGCAUACUCUUUAAGCCAAAGGACUAAUUUUUUUAAAAAGAUGUUUUUAAAAACCAGGUUUAAAGAGCGUUCCCAUUUAAAUAUUGUCUUUGCUUGGCUUAAGGCUGGCGUGCACCGUGACCUGCACAAACUGUGCCUGCGAUAAUAACCGACGCUAACGGGGAGGCAAUGUAUAUCAUCUUGGCAGAGUUGUUUUUCAGAGCAGUCCAGAUCCGCAAAAUCAAGAGAGCCGCUUCACUGUGUCAGAGGCAAGGAUGUUGAAGCAUAUUGGAAAGUACUGUUGUUAUUAUUAUUGACGUUGUUGUUAUGUUUUUGCAGAGGCCUGCUUUGAUGGGUGAAAGAAGACCAUCAGCAAACCCCAUUCUUGUCCCGAGGGCUCCCCGACUCUUCUGGGGGAGCUCCUGGCCGGGAGCCUGCGACAGGGAGGCACCUGCACCCGUAGGUGGCGCCCCACGUCCGUGCUUGUGCGUCUCGCCCGCGCUCUCCGCGGAGCCAGACACCGGCGCUUUUCCCCAGGUCGCUGGAGCUCGGCAUUUUAAUAAAUAGGCGCGAGUGCCAGUGCGCUCCAGCAGCCCCGAGGUUCGGAGGAGCAGGCACACCAGCCCGGGCGGGAUGCGCCUCUCCCAGCCCUGCCCAACCUGGACAUUUCCCAACCUGGAGAUCCCGGGACCGCAGCGUUCGAGCCAUUAAAACCCCGCGUUUUUCUCUCCACCCUUCCCCCCCACCUUUUAUUGUUUAACUGUUUUGCUUUUCUUGUUUUGUUUUGUUUUGUUUUCUUUUUUUUUUUUGAUUUUUUUGUUUAUUUUCUUAAUUAUGAAAGUGGUCACGCUAUUCAGUAUUAAGACUUGGAGGGAAUUUGGAAAAGAAAAGAAAGAAUCAAAAAGAAGAGACGCGCCCGGUGCUUUCGAGGGUGCCUGAUUUUGAGGAGAGCCGUCUGGGAGGACUGCGCUCUGGGUUUUGGGUCCGCUGGCGCCUUUCUUCUGAAGACGACCCUGGCCUUGGCCGUCAGAGCAGGGGACCGAGGCCAGAGGAGGCUACCCCGGGCCCCGCGCGUUCCCGCGCGCGCCCCCGCCCGCCCCCGCGCGCCGCGGCCCCUCCGCCUGGAUGCGGGCGCCCGGCCGGGGCCGCCGCGGGCCGUCGCUGACCAUGCCCGGGCGCCGGGGGGCGCUGCGCGUGCCGGCCGGCGGCGGCUCGGGGCUGGGGGCGGCGCUGGCCCUGCUGCUGCUGCUGCUGCCCGCCGGCUGCCCCGUGCGGGCGCAGAACGACACGGAGCCCAUCGUGCUGGAGGGCAAGUGCCUGGUGGUGUGCGACUCCAGCCCGUCGGCCGACGGCGCCGUCACCUCCUCCCUGGGCAUCUCCGUGCGCUCCGGCAGCGCCAAGGUGGCCUUCUCCGCCACGCGGAGCACCAACCACGAGCCGUCCGAGAUGAGCAACCGCACCAUGACCAUCUACUUCGACCAGGUGUUAGUAAAUAUUGGCAACCAUUUCGAUCUUGCCUCCAGUAUCUUCGUAGCCCCCAGAAAAGGGAUUUAUAGUUUCAGCUUCCACGUGGUCAAAGUGUACAACAGACAAACCAUCCAGGUCAGCCUCAUGCAGAACGGCUACCCAGUGAUCUCAGCGUUUGCAGGAGACCAGGAUGUCACCAGAGAAGCCGCCAGCAACGGGGUUCUGCUUCUCAUGGAAAGGGAAGACAAAGUGCAUCUCAAACUGGAGAGGGGCAAUCUCAUGGGGGGCUGGAAAUACUCCACCUUCUCUGGCUUCUUGGUUUUUCCUCUAUAAACGCAGAGCCCCACUGGGACAGUAGGGAAGCUUCUGGACCCAGGAAUCCAAUGCUUCUGGACCCAGGAAUCCAAUGUGAGAACACCCUGAACUUGCCAGAAUGUGACACUUGUUCCCGACCUCCCGUCAGACUGUCACCGUAGAGGAACGACUUCUUUCUCAAUCUCCAGUACUUUCUUUGAAUAUUGACAAUUCCUCGGGAACCUGGCCUCUAAUUAGUUUUAGAUGACAAGGUCUUAAGGAGAAAUGAAAUUAUCAAUUUGAGCAAUUUGUACCUGUGAUUGUGAAGUCAAUACCGGAUCUUGUUGUUGGGACCACUGCCUUCUCCUCUUUUGUUUGUGCGUUUUGUGUUGUACUGAAGCCGGGAACACAGCUGCCCCAGGAUGCGCUGGACGGCAGGCUGCAACCAACCCCCCGCCGGAUCCGUCCUCCAAGUGCGUGCCGGGAGUGUCUGCAGAGCCUUAAGAAAAAGGAUGGCUUCACUUUCAACCUGUAUUUUUUAUUUUUUUCCGCGGGUGGAUGGGAGGACUCGGGAGGGGGCUGGGAACAUUGUGAACUUGUCAAGAAGUGCUUUAUCCAGAGAAGCAGAUUUUGCACGAUUGGACUGCGACUUUUGUUUUGUAUUGUUUGUGUUUUCUUUUUUCCUCAAAAAGCUUUACUUUCCUUUCCAAACUCAGCUCUCCCCCUAAGUCCCCACUGUUACUUUUCGUGCUGAGGGUAGAAAAACGUAUGUCAAAUUCAUGGAUGCGACUAAACCCAACCCAACAAAACAUACCUGUAUGUUUUGUUUUGGGUGAGACCAAACCAAACAAACAAAAAAUACUUGUAUAUCAAGACAAAAAUAACAGAUGGACCUGUUUAUUCUUUCAAAAUGAUUCUCUUCAAAUGCGUAUUUAGAACUAGCAGCCUGGAAUUUUUUUCUAUUUACAAUCCAGAAUACUUUAAGAGUCUGGCAUUUCUGGGUGGGCCUGAAUCAUGUAACGUGGGCUUGGAAGCUCUAAUGCCCCAAUGCCCAACCCCCUAAUCACCCUGUUUCUUUGCUGAAGGUGCCUGGUGACUUCUCAGCAGUUUGUUUCCAUUUGUGGAGACCCACCUCCGAGUGAGCACAUUGAUCAGGUCCUUCAAAAGGGGUUGGACUGGCUCCUCUCUCUGUGGAGUCCUCUUUUGAUGUGCCAAGGAAAGGGCCAAGGAAAGGGGCGCCUUCACACUGCCCCGCAUGUCGUGGCGGGAAGCCGCUCGGAAGUCACAGCCGUUACAGGUACCCUAGGAGCAGCUUUACAACUUGAUUUGACAACCUUCUAUGAUGUUACCAAGUUACAGCUCAGAGUUAACGGGUGCAGGAUUCAUACGCCAAGGAAAUGUCACUCAAUCCCAAAGCAAUUCAAGAUGAGACCUCAAACCGGGUGUUCAUUUGUCCUUUGUGUAACAAUGUAACCAAAAUAUUGAUGAUAAAAAUCCUAAUUUAAGAUUCAGAAUAAAUGGGUUUGAUGUCUGGCUUGCUCUU